This is a messenger RNA of Pimephales promelas (fathead minnow), 3115 nucleotides long. NCBI's taxonomy places the organism in Eukaryota, Metazoa, Chordata, Actinopteri, Cypriniformes, Leuciscidae. The record is from RefSeq and is a predicted model, not a curated record.
GCAUUGAUGGUUGUUGCUAGUAAUACUGUAUUGGUUCACAUGAGUGUAGGGAUACACCUAGAUUCACUGGUAUAGGUUAAAUGAGCUAUAGGGAACGUUUAUCCAGAAAUUCUGACCUGACAGCAAAAGGCACCUGGCCACUUCGAUACCAGGCGCUCUUCAGGGCUGAGGUAAUACCAGAUCUCACCACAUGGGGGCUCGUCCGGGAUUUAUUAUUAUUAAUUUAAUAAUUUGAAUCCGAGUGAACAAUAAUUAUUAAAACACCAUCAAAAUCCGCUAAACAGUGUCUCCAGAGUUGAAGGAGAGGGUUACAGAGAGUAACUGUGUCUCCUUAGUGCAAAGAGGAAGUUACUGAGAGGGUGCUUCCUCGUAUUAACUGUAAAAAAUCUUCAGGGACGCCUGAGAGAUAAAUUAUAUGGUUAAGCACUAAACGGGGUAAUUGAUCCAGAGGACUGCGCAGAGGGACCACACGAGUACCCAAUAUAUAUAACCUCGAAGAAGGAUAAUUACCAGAACUCUCGAAAGGCAGACACACAGUCAUGGACAAGAUAACUCAUAUUGCUUUACUCCCACCAGAUAAAUUUAGCAAGCGCUUGAAAGACGCAGGGCUAAAAGACACUGAGGAGCUCAUAGCUACUGAGUGUACUUUGUAUACACCUACCGUUGACGGAUUAAAAAGAUUAGUCCAAACCGUCGGUGAACAAACUCGAAGUGACAAGAUCACUGUAGAAGUAGGGGACCAUGAUGUCUCCCUACCGAUAGUUCCAGGUAAAGAGAUACAGGUAACUAGAGGCGGGAUCCCAGACCAAAGAGCUAGAGGCUCCACUGGAUCUCCGUCCCUCUCAGUACAUACUGACAGGGAGGAAACAGCCGAGUGCGUUUACAACCGCCUAGAUAAGGCAGAAGCACAAGCAGCGACAGAGUCAGGGGCAAUUGUAAAACAUACGAACUUUAUCACCGGUUUCUCUCCCUCAAAAUGGGAAGAAGAAACAUGGGAAAAUGUUACUUCCACCGAGAAAAAAGAUAAAUAUGGAAAACUGGGUCAGGAAGAUUCAAGUGAUAGUUCGAGUACGGGCUAUAGCGAGGAUGAAAUGUUACCUAAACGAAAGAAAGUUAAUUACAAGCGAUCAAAGAGCCAAUCGUGUGAGGGGCGAAGUGGCUCGGUACAAAGGGACCAUGAAAACCUCGGGGGUAGAACAUUUCUAACCUGCCCGGGCUUAGUGUUCGAUCCGCAGGACCCACAGUGGGCAUCGCUUACAGAGGUGCAGCAAAAAAUAGUCAAACUGGCCGUAGGACCAACCCCAGAUGAAAUCUUGGACAUGCCAGGAACUAGUUCCAAGGCGAAAAUAGACAUGCUGGCAGAACAAUUAAAUUGUAUGCAAGAGGCAUUAUGUUACGUGUUAUUAGAUGAAAAUGAAAAAGAAGAACACGAACCGACAAUUAAUGACAUAAAAAAAAUGAGAAAGGCAAUGUAGGGAGCCAGCACCUAAUAGAAGUAAAGCUCAGAGAAGCAAGGAAAAAGCACAACAGAGAGAUUGCUCCACUAAAAUAGUUGCCAGGGAAAGCUUCGAAAAAUCCCGUGGUAGGGAAACACAUAGGCAAGUUGUAAAAUAUGAAGAGGAAUCUUCAGACUCGCAGUCCGAGUAUGACUAUUUGACCUCUGACACGGAGGGGGAUUGCGGGGGUGAAGAAAAGUUAUUGCCCUUGAAACAAGAAGUAGAUUUAUCUCUCACCGCGGCUCUGGCAAGACAAAGAAGGGAAAAGAGGAAGUCAGAUAGAAAUGAGGAAGACGUUAGUCUGAAGCCUAGGCGGGGACCGUCGAGACAAGCCAAGGGCGAUAGAGUUUCUGCAAUCCAGUUAUUGCAAAACAUGUGAUUUCAAGGGGUAAAAGAUAACAUGAAAAAGGCGAAAAUGGUAGCAGAUUUAGGAAAAAUGCUAAAUGCACCUACCGGCCUAAUAGAGCAAAAGGAUUCGACAUUAUACAGGGAUAGUGUUGAAAUUACAAGCUAUAGAAUCACAUUACGUUCAUGUGAUAGGGAAAGAUAACAAAGCAGAAUUAAGAGAGGAGUUAGAGGUGUUAAGAACCACAGGACUGUGGGCUUAUCGCUCUGAAAAAGCUGACAAAGGGUGGACUGAAACCAAAGUGUUAGCACCAUUGAAAAAGCUGGCCGCAGAAUUGCCGGGGAGUAAAGAAAUAGCUCGUCGAGGGUCAGAAACUGAUUGGCCUGAAAUGUCCAAAUUCGCAGUAAGGUAUGGCAGAAAUACUGAACAAAUAAGGGAAGAGAUCAUACCCAAGCAGGAGUAGACUGCAAGAGGGGGACAGGACAAAACCAAAAGCUAGCUUUAAACCAGCGAGAAAUAGAAUAAAUAAUGCUGUAUGAAUAAAGAGAAGCGGAAAAGAACCCUCAAAAAAUCCUGUGUAUCAGAAACCUAAACAGCAUUUCAGACCAGGGCAGAAAAAUAACUCUAGAGAAAAGCACAGAUAGGAAAACGGAACCAAAAAAGAGGAACUGAAACCAGAGCGAGCUCGAGGAGUCAGAUCCAACAAGCCAGCUAGAAAGACUGACAAAUAGGACGAUAAAGCUCCAGGAAAAGCGACCAUCACCGCCGAGGUCACCCCAAUAACCGAAUGGCCUCCCGGGGCUGUGAAUGUAGAUGGGCAGCACAGAGUGUAUGGUUUAAGCAAUGAAAUGAAACCAUGAUCCAGAGGUAGGGACCGCUGGGAAGGAUUACACUGUAUAGUGGACAGUUCAAAUUUAAUGAAUGUUAUAGAUGGCAUUUAUGUUAAGGAAAUGCACGAUAAAAAUCUUUAUAAUGAUAAACGAAUCAGAUGGAUUAAGGUCAGCCCGGAGUAUGAGAUAAAUAGAGUCGUAAAAAAGACUCUGCCUAAAGAUGAAUUGAGAGAGUUAUUAGAAAAAUAAAAGAAUAACUGCGCAAAGAGCAAUAAUGAUUGUGGAAAGUUACACAAGAAAUAUGAGUACACAAUAUUAGGCGGAAUCCCUGCGCCACAGAGACAGUGCCCGCUUAAUAGAGCCUUCUACAUAGAAAUAAGGGUAACUAGAAGAGUUAAAAAAGGAACGAAUCACAAGCUUGAGACAGUUGCAGGGCCUGAAGA